GAGAGAGAGAGAGAGAGAGAGAGAGAGAGAGAGAGAGAGAGAGAGAGCUUCUGUUUCGGAGAUGACCGAUACUUCACACAACUUUCCCAUCACUUCAUCGCACUUGGACCGCUGAGGAGGAGACGUAGCGAAGCCGCUGUCUGCGUCCUUGCGCACCUGUCCGAACACACCGCCGGCUCCACUGAGGGAUCGCGACCGCGCUGCACGUCACCUCACGCACACGCACACACACACACGCGCGCACGCACUCCGUGGACAUCCCGUUCCGUUGCCGUUCCGUUCCGGUCGUCAUGUCCUCCGGUGAUACCUCGGAGCAGAGUCGGCGGGUCAGCGUGCUGUCUUGGGAUCAGGUGCAGCGGUUGGACUCCAUCCUGGGGGAGAGCGUCCCGAUCCACGGCCGCGGAAACUUCCCCACGCUGUCCGUGCGGCCCCGGCAGAUCGUCCAGGUGGUCAGGGCCCGGCUGGAGGAGCGGGGCGUGGUGGUGUGCGACGUCAAGCUGAACGGCUCCGCGGCCAGCCACGUGCUUCACCAGGACAAUGGCCUUGGCUACAAAGACCUGGACCUGAUCUUCGGCCUGACCCUCACCGACGACAAUACCUUCCGGGUGGUGAUGGACGUGGUUCUGGACUGCCUGGUGGACUUCUUGCCCGAAGGGGUGUGCAGGGAUCGAAUCACCCCCCUGGCCCUGAAGGACGCGUACGUGCAGAAACUGGUGAAAGUUUGCAAGGAGACGGACCGGUGGAGCCUCAUCUCGCUGUCCAACAACACCGGCAAGAACGUGGAGCUGAAGUUCGUGGACUCCCUCAGGAGGCAGUUUGAGUUCAGCGUCGACUCCUUCCAGAUCACCCUGGACUCCCUGCUGCUCUUCGACCGCUGCUCGGAGACGGCCAUGUCCGAGGCCUUCCACCCUACCGUGCAGGGCGAGAGCAUGUACGGGGACUUCGAGGAAGCCCUGGGCCACCUCCGCUCCAGGACUAUUGCCACCCGCAACCCGGAGGAGAUCCGCGGCGGCGGGCUGCUCAAGUACUGCCACCUGCUGGCGCGCGGCUUCCGGCCGUCCUCCGAGACUCAGAUGAAGCAGAUGCAGCGCUACAUGUGCUCGCGCUUCUUCAUCGACUUCCCCGACAUCAACGUGCAGCGGAGGAAGCUGGAGGCGUACCUGCAGAACCACUUCGCGGGCAUCGAGCACAAGCGCUACGAGUGCCUGGUCACGCUGAGGCGGGUGGUGGACGAGAGCACCGUGUGCCUGAUGGGCCACGAGCGCAGGCAAACGCUGGCGCUGAUCUCCGCCCUGGCCCUGCGCGUGAUGGCCGAGCAGAACGCCAUCCCCGCCCUGUCCAACAUCACCUGCUACUACCAGCCGGCGCCCUACGUCAGGGACGUCAACUUCAGCAACUAUUACGUGGCGCAAGUUCAGUCCCACCUGACCACGUGGAACUCCUACCAGACGUGGCUGCCUUGCAGUUGAGCGGGUUGACUUUGA
Molecule: messenger RNA, 1484 nt
Organism: Pungitius pungitius (ninespine stickleback)
Lineage: Eukaryota; Metazoa; Chordata; Actinopteri; Perciformes; Gasterosteidae
Gene: tent5bb
Product: terminal nucleotidyltransferase 5Bb
Exons: 2
Coding region: 291-1469 (392 amino acids)
Biological process (GO): mRNA stabilization
Molecular function (GO): RNA binding; poly(A) RNA polymerase activity
Source: RefSeq, a predicted model, not a curated record